Molecule: messenger RNA, 892 nt
Organism: Cyphomyrmex costatus
Lineage: Eukaryota; Metazoa; Arthropoda; Insecta; Hymenoptera; Formicidae
Gene: Ric
Product: Ras-related protein interacting with calmodulin
Exons: 5
Coding region: 1-726 (241 amino acids)
Biological process (GO): signal transduction
Cellular component (GO): membrane
Molecular function (GO): GTP binding; GTPase activity
Source: RefSeq, a predicted model, not a curated record
AUGCACGGCCGACCAGCCGCCACGAUGACUACGGCGACGACGGCGGCUGGCAUCCCGCAUGACAAGACCGUCGCCUGCAACGGCAAGGACGACGUACGGGUGAUAACGCAGCCUACCAUCAGGAGCGGACUCAGGGUGUACAAAAUCGUGGUGCUAGGCGACGGCGGUGUUGGCAAAUCAGCUGUCACUUUGCAGUUUGUCAGUCACAGGUUUCUAGACUAUCAUGACCCUACAAUAGAGGAUUCAUAUCAGACACAAGUAGUCAUCGACGGUGAGGCAGCUCUCCUAGAUAUUUUAGACACAGCUGGACAGGUGGAAUUCACAGCAAUGCGAGAGCAAUAUAUGAGAUGCGGAGAAGGUUUCAUGAUAUGUUACUCGGUAACAGAUAGACAUAGUUUCCAAGAGACAAUGGAGUACAGAAAAUUAAUAUCACGUGUUCGCGCCAACGAGAAUAUUCCUCUGGUGGUGGUUGGCAAUAAGUUUGAUCUACAACAUCAUCGAAAGGUGACCACGGAGGAAGGCAAGGCAUUGGCGGACGAGCUUGGUUGUCCAUUUUACGAGACAUCUGCCGCUCUCAGACAAUUCAUAGACGACGCAUUUUUCUCGCUGAUCAGGCAAAUUCGCACUAAGGAGAGGUCUCGUAGACGCAGUAGAUGGUGGAGAAUUCGUUCGAUCUUCGCCUUUAUCUUCCGACGGAAGAGACAUGCUUCUCACCGUACUGCGUAAAACUGAUUUUUUAUGAGUUCUUCAUUAGAGAGAUUGUUGUCGAGAACUGACAAACGGUAGCAAUGAUGGGAGUAAUAUCAGCGCCACAACGAAAUAGAUAUUACCCAUAACUUUAAUUUACGCGAUACAUAGUUACCCUUAUUUAGAGACUGACAAAUCAUUAACA